ACCAUCUUCUCCCGUUUGACCUUGUCCCUCCACACAGCCAACCAAACCCCAAUCAUUAAAUCUUCUUCUUCAAACAGCUUCUUCUCUGCCACAUUAAAUUAAGAUUCUUGAUUCCCAUAAACAUAUCAGAUUUCACAAUUUCAUAAAUAUUUGAUUUCAAGACUCAAACUUUCUUGUAUAUUUAUCUUCAAUCUGGUUCUUCUCUGGCACUUCCAUCAAUAUUCUUUCAUACCCAUGAGCAUAUCAGACUCACAAUAUCACAAUAUUUGAUUUCAAGACUGAAACUUUCUUGUAUAAAACUAUAAAUAUCUUCAUCUUGUUGAAACAUGGAUGCCUUACUCAUCUUUGUAGGAACUAUAGUGUGAGAAAAAGUUCAGUCCAAUUUGGACCCAAUUGGCCAGAAGUCCAAGACCUAGAGUUUUCUUCCCAAGAUUUGAAGAGAGAAAAAGAUAACAGAGAAUAUGGAACCACCACCACCACCACCACCAUCAUCAUCAUCAGGGGUAAAGGCUAGAGUUCUAGAUAUUCCACUUCAUGGAAUUGGUUUUGAGUUUGUAGAAAUCACACCCCACAAACUCACUGGUCGUCUACCUGUGACAGAAAAGUGUUGCCAGCCAUUUAAGGUGCUGCACGGUGGAGUUUCAGCUUUAAUAGCUGAGUCUUUGGCAAGUAUGGGAGCUCACGUGGCUUCCGGUUUUGCUCGAGUGGCUGGAGUUCAUCUCAGUAUCCAUCAUCUUAAGAGUGCUCAUCUUGGUGACCUUGUUUUUGCUGAGGCUGUACCAAUCAAUAUUGGAAAAACCAUUCAUGUUUGGGAAGUUUGUCUUUGGAAGAUUGAUCCAUCUAAUGAGGAAAACAAGACUUUGUUAGCAUCAUCAAGAGUUACUCUUAAGGUCAACAUGGCUGUACCUGAAAAUGCCAAAGAUGCUGCUGAAAAUCUCAAGAGAUAUGCUAAGUUAUGAUCAAGUUUAAUUGAGUUUGUUUUGCAGCAUAUAGUAAGCAAUACUGUAGAGAGUAACAAACAAUAAAGCAGAGUCAAGAGUGUAUUAUGCAAAACAUGUUGUAAACCCCUUGCUAUUGUCUGGUCGUUAUGAAUACCCAAAAAGAGUGAAAACUACAUUAUCUGAUGAUUUCUUUGAUUUGUGGCUCA
Molecule: messenger RNA, 1147 nt
Organism: Lycium ferocissimum
Lineage: Eukaryota; Viridiplantae; Streptophyta; Magnoliopsida; Solanales; Solanaceae
Product: 1,4-dihydroxy-2-naphthoyl-CoA thioesterase 1
Exons: 1
Coding region: 462-959 (165 amino acids)
Biological process (GO): phylloquinone biosynthetic process
Cellular component (GO): peroxisome
Molecular function (GO): 1,4-dihydroxy-2-naphthoyl-CoA thioesterase activity
Source: RefSeq, a predicted model, not a curated record